Molecule: messenger RNA, 1558 nt
Organism: Nelumbo nucifera (sacred lotus)
Lineage: Eukaryota; Viridiplantae; Streptophyta; Magnoliopsida; Proteales; Nelumbonaceae
Source: RefSeq, a predicted model, not a curated record
AGGAGAAGAAUAGAGGACCAAAAAGGUGCUCCAUUUUGGCGCACGUGUAGGCAAGUUGUACUCCAUCAUUUUCCUCCAUGUUCUCUAUCCCCGAACGGUUUCACAGUGGUAGUUCCUCGGGAAUUCUCAGCUUUUCGUAGAUAUAUCGUCUACUCCUACAAAUUUUAAUUAAUUAAUUGAUGAUUUAAUUAAGAAAAUAUUCACUCUGCAACUGAAAUAUAAUUCGAAUCCAGAGUUCUAGGGUUUAAUCUGGAAUUUCGAAGGUCGAUGGAGAAGAAAAUUCUGUCUGGGAGAAAAUACUCGUUGAAUUUAGUGAUUAGGGAGUUCUGGUGAUGGUUUUGGUCUGAAAGCUGAUUUGUUUCCUAAUUUUGAUCGAUCGUGCUGUUGGAAUCUGAGCUAUCGAGCUGUAACGAAGAGGAGGUGCUUCAUGGAGGCAAUUCGGAAGCAAGCAAGCAAGCUCAGAGAGCAAGUUGCAAAGCAGCAACAGGCUGUUCUGAAGCAAUUGGGACAUUUUGGUAGUGAAACUGUUAUGACUGAUGAUGAUGAACUACAAUGCCACCAACAACUUCAGAACCUAUAUAAUUCUACUAGGGCAGCUAAGCAUUUUCAAAGGGAUCUUGUUCGGGGUGUUGAAAAUUUUAUAACAACAAGCUUGAAGCAAAUGGAAAUAGGGAAAAAACUGGCAGAAGAUUGUUGCAGAUAUGGAAAUGAAAAUCAAGGUUCCGGCUUUUCUCUUUCAAGGGCUGCACUUCAGUUUGGUACUUCACACAUUUCAAUUGAAAAAGAGAGGGAACAUUUGCUUGAGAUUCUUGGUGAUCAGGUCUCUGAGCCACUACGGGCAUUAAUAACUGGAGCUCCUUUAGAGGAUGCUCGCCACUUGACACACCGUUAUGAAAGAAUCCGCCAAGAGGUGGAAGCUCAGGCAGUUGAAGUCUUAAGACGGCGAUCAAGAAGGGAGGGGGGAGCUUCUUCAGAUAGUGAUGCAAAGCUUCAAAAUGCAGAAGCAAAAUUGUCUGAGCUAAAAUCUGCUAUGAUGGCUUUGGGAAAAGAAGCAACAGCAGCAAUGUCAUCAGUUGAGGCUCAACAGCAGCAAAUCACUUUCCAGAAGCUUCUUUUAAUGGUAGAUGCUGAGAAAUCUUAUCAUCAAAGUGUUGCUGCUAUUCUAGAGAAGCUCCAUGCUGAGAUGGUUCUGGAGAAGCAACAAAGUGAAUCUGCACCACCAUCACCAAUAACAGAUGUGUACAUUCCACAUGCACAUGGAGAUACCAAUACCAAUGAAUCUGGUGUUCAUGCACAUGAAGAUAAGAAUACUAAUGGAUCUGGUGUACGUGCACAUGAAGAUAAGAAUACCAAUGGAUCUGAUGCAUGUGCACAUGGAGAUAACAAUACCAACGGAUCUAGUGCACAUGCACAUGGAGACAGAAAUACCAAUGGAUCUGGCACACAUGAACAUGGAGAUGGUAAAACCAAUGAAUCUGGAAAUGUUUUACCUACAGCUCAAAACGAGACAUUCUUUAUUGCAAAAGUAAGGCUUACUGCAUCUAUUAAAUGAUCCAUU